ACAAGUAUAAGGAAACCAGGGGAUCAGUGUUGGUAUUUAUCACCAAGGAAGAUACCAGGGAAGAGUUUGAAAAUGACAAAACAAUGGAUUGGACCAUUGGAAGUGGUUGAGUGGAUAGCACCGGUUCUGGUUAAGGUUAGGAACCAGAGAAUACCUGAUAGGGUAUGGGUGGUGCACACCUGGCACAUCCGACCAUACCAUGGCAUGGUUGAUGGCCAAGCACCCAAGAAAGCUGAUCUUGAGGAUGAGGAUGACCCAGAGGCUGAGGAGAUAACCUCUGCUCCUGGAUCAGGUCCGGUAGAGAUAAACAUUCCCAUAAAUGUACCUGUGGAAGUUCCAGUGAUGGCUGACAAGGAGAGGAUACCUUUGGAAAAGGAUCCAGUAGAGGUUGCUGAAUCAGCCAAGGUGAAGGAUCAGGUAGAACCUGUAGUCAACCAUGAAGCACGAGUUAGGGGGAAAAUUAGAGGAAGAUCACCGGAGGUUGAACCAAACAAAAGUAGAAUAAAGAGGAGGCAUGAGGACAGAAGAGGUCAAAGAAGACGGAGGCCACGGGCUGCAGAUUUGUCCUCUGAACCUUCAAAGAAACCUAGCAAGUUUGGUAAAUUGGUAUAUUCUUCUGCAUCUUCAGAAAGUAACCAGGAAAGUAACAGGGGAAGUUCUGAGAGUGAGUUAUCUAGUGAGGAGGUUUUAGCCCUGAAGGUAUUAUUGAAGCCAGGAUCAGAUUAUCCUACUCAGGGAAGUGAAGGUGCAGCAGGCUAUGAUGUCAUGGCGGCCCAGACGGUAGUGGUACCGGCACGCCAGAUACGGGCGGUGGAUCUUAACCUAGCCUGUCAGCUGCCUAGGCAGUAUUUUAUGCAGUUGUGCAGUAGAUCCGGGUUAGCCAAGAGAGGAAUAAUAGUCAUUGCUGGGAUUAUAAAUAGUGAAUACACAGGUACAGAAGGGAGACAGAAUUUGGCAAGCCUUAAUACUUAAAUAUCCUUUUGGAGAGUUUGAAGAAAAGGAACUGGAACCUACUGGUAGGGGUACUGGUGGUUUUGGUUCUACCAGAAAUUAAUUCCUAUUCUAUUAAUUAUUAUGACUGUCUGCAGACAAAUCUAAUUAAGAAAUGUGAAAAAGCAACAAUUUGUCAAAGAAAUAAGCCAGAAGAAACUAUUAAAGCCUUGAGUAUAAUAUAGUGCAAAGGAAGAAGAUAAAUAAGUUGGAAGGUUAUAGUUGUUCUGUGAAGUCCUCUACAUUCCACUUCAAGUGUGGAGCAUGGAGAUAAUGAAUAUCUAUUUAUCAACUCAGAUCCAACAUGAGAAGAUACAGAAAAGGAACAAAAAGCUCAGAAAUAAGAUCAAUGAAGAAGAAGAAAUGCAGGAGUUAACAUCAGGAUUUGGUCAUAUGAUUUAAAUGUUUAUUAUUUUUACUUACUUUGAAAAUUCAGUAAAAAUAAUGGGGGAAUUGUAGGAAAAUGGGAUUAUUAUCAUUUAAAUAAAUUUUCAGCUAGGUGUAA
Molecule: messenger RNA, 1495 nt
Organism: Eurytemora carolleeae
Lineage: Eukaryota; Metazoa; Arthropoda; Copepoda; Calanoida; Temoridae
Exons: 2
Coding region: 73-972 (299 amino acids)
Biological process (GO): dUTP catabolic process; dUMP biosynthetic process
Molecular function (GO): magnesium ion binding; dUTP diphosphatase activity
Source: RefSeq, a predicted model, not a curated record